Nycticebus coucang (slow loris) is the source of this 2374-nucleotide messenger RNA. It is a transcript of the gene CDK20, whose product is annotated as cyclin dependent kinase 20. Lineage: Eukaryota; Metazoa; Chordata; Mammalia; Primates; Lorisidae. The record is from RefSeq and is a predicted model, not a curated record. Gene Ontology annotation, molecular function: ATP binding; cyclin-dependent protein serine/threonine kinase activity. The transcript has 8 exons. The coding region runs from base 252 to 1292 and encodes 346 amino acids. Gene Ontology annotation, biological process: protein phosphorylation. Gene Ontology annotation, cellular component: nucleus.
UGUAGAGUUAAGCUCACUGCUGUGUGACGGCAGAGGGCCAGGAAAAGGCGCACUCAAUCCGGAGCGCCCGACCUUGACUGAAUGUAACUUGUUCUCUCGGUCCAAUGGCCCCUGCGGCCCCGCCCCGGCCCUGAUGAUUUGCUGAGAGCUCCGUUGCUAGGCAACCGCGUCUCGAACUUGCUCUGAAGGCUGGUGGGCGGCGUGGUGGGAUUUGGGAGCUCAGGGGGCGCCAGGCCACGAACAGAGCCCGGAUGGACCAGUACUGCAUCCUGGGCCGCAUCGGGGAGGGCGCCCACGGCAUUGUUUUCAAGGCCAAGCACGUGGAGACUGGCGAGAUAGUCGCGCUCAAGAAGGUAGCCCUGCGGCGACUGGAGGAUGGCAUCCCCAACCAGGCCUUGCGGGAGAUUAAGGCUCUGCAGGAGAUUGAGGACAGUCCAUAUGUGGUGCAGUUGAAGGCUGUGUUUCCACACGGUGCAGGCUUUGUGCUGGCCUUCGAGUUCAUGCUGUCAGAUCUGGCCGAGGUAGUGCGCCAUGCCCAGAGGCCACUGGCCCAGGCACAAGUCAAGAGCUACCUGCAGAUGCUGCUCAAGGGUGUUGCCUUUUGCCAUGCAAACAACAUUGUGCAUCGGGACCUGAAACCUGCCAACCUGCUCAUUAGCGCCUCAGGCCAGCUGAAGAUAGCAGACUUUGGCCUGGCCCGAGUCUUUUCCCCAGAUGGCAGCCGCCUCUACACACACCAGGUGGCCACCAGGUGGUACCGAGCCCCUGAACUCCUAUAUGGUGCCCGCCAAUAUGACCAGGGCGUUGAUUUGUGGGCCGUGGGCUGCAUCAUGGGGGAGCUGUUGAAUGGGUCCCCCCUUUUCCCGGGUGAGAACGACAUUGAACAGCUUUGCUGUGUUCUUCGCAUCUUGGGGACCCCCAGCCCUAAAGUCUGGCCGGAGAUCACUGAGCUUCCUGACUACAACAAGAUCUCCUUUAAGGAGCAGGCACCUGUGCCCCUGGAGGAGGUGCUUCCAGAUGCCUCUCCUCAGGCCUUGGACCUGCUGGGUCAGUUCCUCCUCUACCCUCCGCGCCAGCGCAUUUCAUCUUCUCAGGCCCUCUUGCAUCAGUACUUCUUCACAGCUCCUUUGCCUGCCCACCCAUCUGAGCUGCCGAUUCCUCAGCGCCCAGGGGGACUGGCCCCCAAGGCCCACCCAGGGCCCCCCCAUGUCCAUGACUUCCAUGUGGAUCAGCCUCUUGAGGAGUCGCUGUUGAACCCGGAGUUGAUUCGGCCCUUUAUUCCAGAGGGGUAAGACACUGGCCCUGGUCCUGUCUGCCAGUUCCUCAGGAUCACCCAGGCAGCUUGUUCUUCUGCCACCUACUCGAUUCAGCCCUCCAAUGCCUCUCCAUGGCCACAUUGGGCACACUUUGUAUCUCGUCCUGCUCCUUAGCCAUCCUGAGGACUGUUCUCAAGAAUGUAGUAGUCACCCUCCCAGCCAAGGUGAUGAGGACAUCCAGAGCAGCAGAAGAGACCCAUGGCCUGUGUUCAGUGAACCUCAAGUCUGUGUGCUACUGACUUAACCAUCAGAAACUGACCUUUGCUGCCAUUCAAGGCCUGCCCAUAUAGAAUGACAAUUCCUGCCUUGGUGUUGGCUUUCCAGGUGCUGUCUCCUGGCCAAGAAUAUUCUUUUUAGAACCGGUUCAGGGAAUAUGAUGUCCUCAUGUUCAAAACUCAAGUGGGAUGGAAGGUUUGGUUUGGUUUUAGUAAAAGACACUAAAUAUUCUAGUUCAGGAUUUGAGAUUUUUUUAUGCAAAACCCAAGUGGCUCUGCCUUAUGUGUGUUCCUCUCUCAUACCUAUCAAGGGAAAUGGCAGAGAUGUAUCAUUUCAUUGCCUUCAUUUGUGGUGGGGGUUGGGGGGGAAGUCAUAGUCACUUUUGCCCUGAGGGCUGCAUGUGUGCUAAUGUGACUCAUUUGGACGUGAGGUGGGCAGAAGUGGGAACCCAAAAAAUGGCUCCUGCUGGAGAUUCAGCAGGAGACCCUCUGUACAGUAGGCUGAUUUGCUCCAUCUACUCCCAGAUAAGAGUGAACAGAGGCAGCUGUAUAAAUAAGGAAACAGGCACUUGUGGAAUUAAUUUAUGACUUUAAUAAAUUCCAAUAUCAUCCAGCCAAUUUUUUCCUUAUUUUAUUAUAAAUUUGAUAAAAUGAUUCUAACAAGUAUGUGGAAAUGCAAAGGGCCAAGAGAAGGAAGCAGAACCAGAAGGAGAAAUAAUGGAGAGACUUACUAUAUUAGGUAUCAGAACUUAAUGUUAUAUAAUAAUUAAGACAGUGUCAUAUUAGUCCAGGGAUAGGUAAAAACAGUCUAGAGAAACUUAUUCUUAGCAAUCUUUUUUUUUU